Messenger RNA from Penicillium chermesinum, 717 nucleotides. RefSeq lists its product as uncharacterized. Bases 1 to 717 code for a protein of 238 amino acids. NCBI's taxonomy places the organism in Eukaryota, Fungi, Ascomycota, Eurotiomycetes, Eurotiales, Aspergillaceae. The transcript has a single exon. The record is from RefSeq and is a predicted model, not a curated record.
AUGUCUACAAGUUCUAAUGGGCUGACGAUGGGGAGUUGGCACUCCCAGCUCCAGGAGGUGGGAAAGCUCAGUUCUAGCGAAAGAACUGAACUUUUGGACCGGAUCUCUGACGACAUGGUUCAAACACUGAGCACUAUUUCAAGGCAUGUCCAAGCCAGGAUCCUGACAGAGGAAAACACCCUGAAGAUCUCCAAAGUCACCGAAAUCAUUGCCAAAACCAGAGCCCCCAAGCGAGGAACCCUUUUGAAGAAAAUGGAACACGAGAUCGAGGAGCUGGAGGAUAAAGUGGCUUGGCUUGAGGAGCAACUUUGCGAACAAGAGGACAGACGAGACGCCCGGGAGAGGACUUUGGGAGACGAAAUUUCACGGCUUGAACUGCAAUCUCGCAAGCAAAAGACCCGAGUCAAGAAGCUGAAAGAUGAAAAUACGUGGCUUAAGGUGGAGUUUCGCAAACUGGCACGCAAUACCGAUAUAUUGGGGAAUAUGAGUGUCAUGUGUAAACGGGUCCUAUCACGCGAGAUCCGUGAACUCCGCGAGAAGGUCCACCACGGUCGUCUUGGUGAGAACGAUCAUCCAGGACAGGUUUGCAAGAAUCUACAUCCGGAAGACACUGCAGAAACAGCUAUUCAGGAUACCUUGGUGAGGACUACGAUCCACUCCAGGAAUUGUCUGGCGACUACAUCUGAAGCCGAGACAUCAUGCUACGUUGAGCCAUGA